AUGUUUGAAGAUUUUACAUUGUUCAUUGCUCCAAAAGGCUUGAACCAACCAACGGAGACUUCACGUCAAAGAGAGCUCGCCAUCGUCAUCACUAAUGACUUAAGGACGCUUCCCGGUCACGACUCCUCUGUGUCCGGUUGGUCAGAUGCGCUUAGCAUUGCAACGUGCCUUGAAAAAGACGGUGCACACCUCUGCGGGGCCAAGCGCAAACUGAGCCGCGAAUUGGAGGUGUGGAAAACGCACGAUGGUGCCCAUCUUCUCAAGAGCGGAGACGUCACGCAUAUUAUUGAUUUCGUAGCGAGUGAGACAGUUGAAGAUUUCAAAAGCACUCCCAGGGACCGGAUUUGUGACGACGAAAUAAACAAACAAGGUCUAGCGAUGAGCUCUCCAAAUCUCGAUAUUGCUGCUGAGGAUGCGGUUGUCAGUACCCUGUUGCACGGCAUUUCAAAGUGCAAUACCACCGUUGCCUUUCUUGAAAGCUUUCGGUGAAAACCUUCCCUUGCGAGACUCAUAGAGUGUUGAAAUUCUUCGUCAACUUUGCGGAGCAUGCUGCCCUAGGUCACUUCUCGCGCGCUUUACUGGAAGCACGAUUGGGCGAAAGCAUGAGAUUCGCAAAUAUCGUGGUGUGCCACUGCUCAUCACCGUCGGUACCAUCGUCAUGGGCGUCCGGUUUCGUUUUGGGCACAUUGGAUCUGAGAUAAACUAGGAACGAUUUGCCUUCUGUGAUAUUUUGUCGGAGUAAUCGAGCUUUUGCUGAGGUUGCUUCCUGAUGAAUCAGACGUAGAUUCGUUCACUAGUACUGUGGCCAGAUCUCUUCGUGAUGAAUGCCAAACGUAAGAACGUU
Molecule: messenger RNA, 844 nt
Organism: Micromonas commoda
Lineage: Eukaryota; Viridiplantae; Chlorophyta; Mamiellophyceae; Mamiellales; Mamiellaceae
Exons: 4
Coding region: 1-489 (162 amino acids)
Source: RefSeq, a predicted model, not a curated record